AUGGAUCACCGCGAAGCCACCUUGGAGGCGGAUAAAAUCCACCAGAAUCGCCUGCCCAGCGUCCCGGAUGACGACGACGAGGAACAAGAUGCCGCCUUUACCAUUGUCAGAGUCCUGGACAAAGUGGCGACCAUUGUGGACAGUGUGCAGGCGAGUCAGAAACGCAUCGAAGAGAGGCACAGAGAAAUGGAGGAUGCCAUCAAGACCAUUCAGAUAGACAUUCUGAAGCUCGCACAGGCCCACAACAACACCGGCUACACAGUCAACAAGCUGCUGGAGAAAACCCGCAAAGUGAGCGCUCGCGUUAAAGAAGUGCGGGCACGUGUCGAGAAGCAGAACGCGAACGUGCAGAAGGUGGAGGCCAAGCAAGAGGAAAUGCUGCGGAAAAACAAGUUCCGUGUUGUCAUUUACCAGGUAAACAGGGUUUGGGGGUUUGGUUUUAAUUGCAAUCGCUUCUGCUGCGUUCAUCACUGUUUCUGACAUCCUUGUUGGUUGUUUAACAAACCAGAGGGGAGGUAAAAGCAGCCUUUCCGAUAUCAAGUGUGUGUGAUAUGCUUUUGAUUUAUUUAAUUUUUAGAAAAAUUGAUUUGUGCCUCUGAACGUGUUGCAGUAUGAAUCUGCCAGUGGCAAAGCACUCGGUCUAUUAUUAGUGUCAAGAGGCUUCUCCAGCAGCCAGCAUAAGAUUAACUGUAGAUCAGCAAGGACUAUUUGUUGCCUCUGUGAAAGGCAAUCUGGGCAGGCGCUUGGGCAUCUUGACAGAGUAUUCCAUGCUUGACUGUCAUCCCUGUUAUUUUUCCAGAGAAUUAACUAGAGUGCUAAACCUCUGAAUUUCUCUGCACAAACUAGCCCUUCCAUUAAUUGUGCUUUCAAAAAAGCUGAUUUAUAUUUUGCUUACUGGUUGUUGGACCUUAUUGUAAGUUGUGAUCCCCCCACCUCAGAGAUUUACUUCUAAGCUCUUCCUGGGGUGACUCUUUUGCAUACCAUUCUCAGGAUUUCUUUGGAAUUGCUUAUCUCAAAAUGACUUACCCCAAGAAUAGCUUGAAGUGGAAAGGAAUGAAAAGUUAUUGUGCUGAAUGAAGGUGUUUGAUGCAUACAGAAAUAUUUCAUGUACCAAGUGUGCCCAAAUGACUAGUUUUUGCGCUCAGAUGCAGGGGUACAGAAGUGAUCUUUCCUGCAUCUGCAGUGCUGUGUUUAAGAGAGAUUCAGGAUCCUCAAUAAGGGCACCCAGAAUUGAGAAUAUUUAGCAUCUAGCCAUUAGAACGUCAGUUUUCUUCCUUGUAAAAGCAGUCAUUGAUGGGAAAAUCUAGAUUCGCCAGGCUGUUAGGGUUCAGAUUGUGAAAAGUGAUUGGCACUUAAAUAAUUUCUUUCAUGUGUAUGGUUUCUUUAAAGUUACUUAGUCCCAUCAAUUUCAGUGGCAGAGUUAAAUACUGUGUUAAUUGCAAAGUGCACAUAUUUGGGUAUGAAGGCAAAAUUCCUUUAUCACCCUGUACAACUGCUUCUCCCUAUGGAUUAAAUGGUAGUUCACUAUUACAAAAAAAUCUUUUGAAAUUAUCCAUUCACAUUACAGCUUACUGCAGACUCUAGUCAUUUCUACACACACAAGCUCUGCCAAAACUACUGGUACUUGAAAAUAUAUUUGUAUAACAUUAGGCAAAAAAUGAAGUGAGAAUUUUCUAGUCUAAUAGUAAGUUACUACUGAACUUAUAAAGUUAGUAGCUCUACAUCCCCGUGGCAUGUCUCUUCUGUGAGGUGCAGAAAUCCACUGAAGUUCAGAGACCAAGAGCAACCUUUACUAUAUUAGUACAUAGUCAAUGUGCAGCAUGCUCACUGGACAGGAUGGUCUAUGUGCCUAGCUAUGGCACAGAAUCAAGCCUGCUGCAUCCCUGCCUUCCGCUAAACUUGGCAACAUAACUCUAAAGCAUGGGGCACUGAUGGGGAGAGCGCUGCAUGCUACUUAUAGCACACACUAGCUGUGGGUAGCUGUCAUUUGGUUCAAGCCAACUUCAGAGCAUGGGUCCCAAGGUUGGCUUGUUUAAACAAACCAUAGUUGACAUUAAACUCCAUUAAGGUUUCAGAAGACACACUAGACUGUGGCAGAAGUGAACUCCUUGCAGCUACCCCAGAGCUCUUUGCAGCUACCCUAGAGGAGGAGUGGUGGGCAUAGCUCAGGUGUUUAAAGAGCUGUGCUGAUGAUGCCAAGGUUGCAGGUUCAAUCCCUGUACGGGACAGCUGCAGAUUUCUGCAUUGCAAGGGGUUGGACUAUAUGAUGGAGCACUAUGCAAGUGUGUGGCACAUUUGACACUCUAAACUAUGGCUUAGUGUCACAUGCAAAGGAGGCCGGUGUAUAAUCCUGCUGAGAUCUCAGAUGAGAUGAUCUGGAUUCUACCACCUAUGAUAUUUUUGCAAAUAUUGGAAAUAAUCUCAAAAUUAGUGGCAGGCAAAUCCCUGAGUGGUAGAUUGUGCCUGUGGAGAAUGAAAUGUUCUCUCUAGAAAAAAAACAGCUGCCUGGCCGGCGGCCAGAAAUUUGGGUUGGGCCCAUAGCUCAGUUGCCAAGCACAUGCUUUGCAUAGGAAGAUCCCAGGUUAGGUCUCUCUGCUGGAAAGGGUUUCAAAUAUCAGGGCUGACUGUGAAAAACCUCCCACCUCAGAUCCUAGGGAACUAUUGCCAGGUAGAGAAUAGUAGGCUGUGAACAAGGUGCCAAGUGCUUGUUGUCGUUCAUCUCCAGCAGUUUUGCCAUCACUGGCCAGAACACCAGAAAGCUGCAGAUUUUCCAAGCAAUUGCAUAGAAUUCUGCCUGCACAUUUCCCCUUAGAUCUCUUUAUGUAAUGUAAAGGGAACAGAGACUUACAGAUAUGACAAUUGGACAUUCAGGGAAAGGACUUCAGAGAUCCCUGAGAGAGAGAAUCCUCCCUCCCUCCCUUAAAUAUACUAUAUAUAUGUGAGUGAAUGGUUUAUCUAUCUAUGCAAUUUCUUUACUGUGUUGAGGGAUUCCGAUAGUGGUUCAGUCACAGCAGGACUUUGGGGCAGAAUGCCAUCUAAAGAGCUCCCUUCCCUUAAACCAUUACAGCCAGUCUAAAAUUUCCCAACUUUACCACUGGCUUUUGAUAGGAUCAAAACUUUAAAGUUUCAUUUAUUCCAAAGGGAAAUUUACAGGGCACUCCUAUGCGUGUUUACCUGGAACUAGAUUCUCCUACUCCUUAGGAAGUCUCGAUAGGAUUGCACUGUGCAUGUAUGUUCUGAAUCUUCCUCUCUAUAUUUUUUUCUUUGUUUCUACACAGCGACUUGACAUCUUUGUUCUUUAGUAUUCCAUGCAAUGGUUAGGACUUUGUUAGUUUCAUUUAUGUUUUAGAGCAUUUUUUAAGUAGUAUGCAUCCAACUGCCAUAACGUGUUGAUGUGGCAAUUGGGUGUUCAGUCACAAAUACCAGCCAGAAAGCUGGAAUUAGCUGUGUCAACUUGGUUGAGUAGCCAACCAGGUUUUUUGGCUAUACAAUGUGUGAAAUGGCCCUUUGCUAUAUUUAUAACAUAACAUUUUCCCUAAGUCAAGUUUUGUGCUUAUGUGAUUAUUGAUCAAAUGUGAUCAGUAAUCACAGACUAUGCCGUGGGAUAUUUUUUUUAGUCAAAUGGUUAUACAAACAGUCAAGUUUGUGAAUGACACCCCAUCCGCUCCCUCAUAGUCCAAAAGGAGUAUCCAGCAUUCUCUUUUUACCUCUUAGCUGAUGCUGCACCCAGUUCCUGUAAUCUAUUCAGAUGUUUUUCAUGCCAUCUGCAGCAGGGCAGGGCCCUGGAAUGUGCAAAAGUCAACAGGGUGGCUUCCCUGUUUUGCACUGGAGGCCUGGAGUGACUUUAGCAUCAGCAAAAAAGGACAGGAGCAAAAUCAGUGCAUGGCAUUUACUAAAACUGGGACGGGCACACAGGAAUUUUUGGAAUAGCUUCUUCCAUAGCACACUGAGAUAGCUGCCAAGGUGGUCCUUGGAGACCAAAAGGCAGAGUAUCAAAAUUUUAAUAAUAAUGAUGAUGUCCCACCUUUUCCCCUGACACUCAAGGCAGCUUACAGAUAAAAAUAAUAGCAGCUAAAACAUUGGAGGGGGGAAGUAUUCAUUAAAAACAAUUAAACUUUGAUAAAUUAUACACACACACACACACACACACACACACACUUAUAAAAGUGUGUACUUUACUUAUAAAAGUAAAAAAUACAAAUAAUGACACCAGCCCUUUCAUUAAAAGCAGUCAGUUCCUGUUGGAUCAAAAAAGUCCCUCCUCUACAAGGAGGGAGUUAGUCAAAUUUCUGGGAGCAGCCACCAAGAAGGCCCUCUCCCACUUCCCCUGCAAGCUUAAAUGAAAUAUUGGUGCUGCGUGUAAUAUAUUCAGUUUACUUGAUGAAUAGAUUGUCAGAUAAAGCAGUUGCAUCAAAAUGCCCCACCAGCCUCUGCCUACUUUACCCUUCUCAGGCUUUGCUGCUCUGUUGUACUAUGUGUGACCUAACCAUGGUUUACCAAAUGGAUCGAUUCUUUGGACCGAUUCUCCUAGCCAUAGUUGAGUGUGACAGUGACACUCUUAAAUGUCUGUAAGAGACUAACCAGGAAUUUGGCUCGUGCCGAAGAAGAGGAUAGGAGUUGAAGAUGGCAGAAAACAUGCGAUGCCAUUGUCCACUCCUUAUCGAUCAUCAGUGCUAUUUCUGCCUGGCCCAAGGGAGAAAAAUACAAAACAAACCUAAUGCCUUUUUUUGGCUGGGGGGCAGGGAGCUAGCAUAGGAGGCAGCACAGAAGAUAAAACAAUGAUAAUGAACAUAGGAAGCUUAUACUGAGUCUAUUGUCUACACUGGCUGGCUGUGGCUAUCUAGGGAUUGAAUCUGGCAUCUUCUGCCUGCCAAGCCCUUCUGAGGUAUAUUUUGCUUUGGUGCAGCAGUUGCUAAGGAGCUGGCCAUCUGGAAGCACCUUUAUUCCUUUCCUCCCUCAACAAUAAGCCCUUUUUGACACAUUGUGCUUUCACUUGCAGGAGGACAUUCCGUGCCCAUUGUCUCUGUCAGUUAUCAAAGACCGGACACAAGGGGAACACCUAGGAGAUGCCUUCUGCCCACCUGAUGAUCUUUCUUCCGAUGAGGAGUAUUACAUAGAAGAAAGCAAAGCAGCCCGGUUUAAGAAGUCAGGCAUGAGACGUAUCAACAAUAUAAAGAAGGCCUUCUCAAGAGAGAACCUCCAGAAGACAAGGCAAAAUUUUGGCAAGAGGGUGGACAGGCUCCGAACUAGAAUAGUGACGCCAGAGAGGAGAGAGCGAAUAAGGCAGUCAGGAGAGAGGCUGAGGCAAACUGGGAUAAGAUUUAAGAAAAAUAUAUCCAAUGCAGCACCAACCAAGGAGACCUUCAAGAAGAAGAAGAAACCUAAAGAGCAGGCAAUGGCUGAAGGUCAAGAUGGAACCCAAGAGGCUACUGGCGAUACAACAACAACAGCUGAUAGUGGGGAUGCCGAGCCAGUCUCUGAAGAAAUUUCCUACACAGAGGUAAUAACCAAAGUGAAGAAAGACAAAGGUGGUGGAUCGAAAGGCCCUUCUCAGGCCGAAGAGAAGAUAGUGAUUACUCCUGAAAAAAUAGUGCUCAAGCAGGAGGCAAAAGAAGACGAGGAUGUCCUUCUAUUGGAUCUGAAGCAAUCUGCCUAA
Podarcis lilfordi (Lilford's wall lizard) is the source of this 5656-nucleotide messenger RNA. NCBI's taxonomy places the organism in Eukaryota, Metazoa, Chordata, Lepidosauria, Squamata, Lacertidae. The record is from the annotation of a GenBank genome assembly.